Molecule: messenger RNA, 1089 nt
Organism: Thlaspi arvense
Lineage: Eukaryota; Viridiplantae; Streptophyta; Magnoliopsida; Brassicales; Brassicaceae
Source: the annotation of a GenBank genome assembly
AUGGCGCCUUUUGUUGAAGUCUGUAGGUAUAAACCUGUACCACUCUCAUUGAGCUCUCUCUGUACAUGUCCUUGCCGUUCCACUCCAAGAAAAUCUCUAAUUCUUCCCCAUCUCUCUGAAAACUAUUCGAAUUUGCGUCUCGUCGAUUCCAAAUCAUCGUCUCAUUCUCGCUUUACUGGGAUUUCUGUUAACCGGCGUGUUAUCACGGCCGUUGCUCGAGCUGAAUCAGGUCAGCUUGGUGAUGAUGAAAACUCAAAGGAGGAACAUGAAAGAGAUCAAGAACUGAAUAAUGUGGAAGAAGAUUCGAGUUUAGAUCAACAGAAGCAGAAAUCCAAAAGCCAGUUUAAGAAAAGAGUAAUUUUCGGUCUAGGAAUCGGAGUCUCUGUAGGAGGUGUCGUAUUAGCUGGAGGAUGGGUUUUCACGGCAGCGUUAGCAGCUGCGGUUCUUCUAAGUGCCCGAGAAUAUUUCGAGUUAGUGAGAAGUAAAGGAAUCGCUCAAGGAAUGACACCUCCUCCACGAUAUCUAUCUAGAGUCUGCUCUGUUAUAUGUGCUCUUAUGCCCAUACUUACUUUGUACUUUGGUCAUAUAGAUAUCUCGGUGACAUCAGCAUCAUUCGUUGUUGCAAUGGCGUUGUUGUUACAGAGAGGGAACCCACGUUUCUCUCAGCUGAGUAGUACUAUGUUUGGGCUGUUUUACUGUGGCUAUCUUCCUUGUUUUUGGGUUAAGCUACGUUGUGGCCUUACCGCUCCUGAAUUGGAAGAAGCUGGCCUGCUUUCCUCGGUGGUCAAGCACAUUGGACUGUUGGACUUGUGGCUAUACUGGUUUCCUUUUGCGGUAUUAUUGCCUCAGACACAUUUGCUUUUCUCGGUGGCAAGGUAUAUCUCUCUGAUGCACACAAUAGCUUUUGGGGUUCUUAACUUCUUCGGAUCAGUCUUCGGUGACUUAAUAGAGUCAAUGAUCAAACGAGAUGCGGGUGUCAAAGACUCCGGCUCACUCAUCCCUGGACACGGUGGAAUAUUGGACAGAGUUGAUAGUUACGUUUUCACUGGUGCAUUAGCCUACUCCUUCGUUAGACUUCAUGGAGUUUGA